Suillus clintonianus is the source of this 1506-nucleotide messenger RNA. RefSeq lists its product as uncharacterized. The record is from RefSeq and is a predicted model, not a curated record. Lineage: Eukaryota; Fungi; Basidiomycota; Agaricomycetes; Boletales; Suillaceae. The coding region runs from base 1 to 1506 and encodes 501 amino acids. The transcript is spliced from 5 exons.
AUGCGCUUACUUCUCUGCACCAUCAUCUACCUCGUUGCAGUUGUCCAAGCCGUAGUACCUACUACAAAUGCAACUGCUACUAGCGACAGUCCUGAAGCUCCGUCAUUCACUAAUAGAACCCUGUGGAACAUCAUUUUCACCUCCGUUCUCACUCUUUUCUCAUGCAUAUACGGUGCCAUUCAUCCAAAUAUUCCAAGUCCCAAGGACAGCCCAUUUCGUAUCCUAUGGCGGCGACUUGGCAUCAUCAUAAUGGCACUAAUCUUUCCUGAUCUGAUCGCCACAUGGGCUAUGCGCCAGUGGAUCAGCGCUUGUCGUGUUACAAAACAGUUCAAGGAAUCCGGGUAUUUCAAUGUUCCUCAGCUGCAGGGCAAGUCUGAAAAUUAUGAGUUCAAGUUGGCUGAAGCGCCUGCAGAGCAACUUGAACAUGAGCUCGACAUUCUACCUUGCGUCCUGAAUACGCUUCCUCAUCGUUCGCUUGCUUCUCAAGAGCAUGAUAGAGCCCGGCUUUCCGUAGCGCCUGCUGAAGUGUCCACUUCAAGAUAUCGUGCGCUUACGAAGCCAUUCAAAAGGUUGUUUAAGGCUUACAUUUCAGAUCAAUCUGAGGAUUACGCGUGGACUCAGACGCACAGCUUCUUUGUGCUGAUGGGUGGUUUCAUGCUGUACUUGGAUGGGGAACCCCACCACACACUAGACCCUGACGAGGUUCUCAAACUGAUACGUGAAGGGUGCAUCGAUGCCCCUACCCUAACGGCAAAGCAGAUACGCGACCGGAGCAAAGGGAAUAUAAUAUUGAAAGGAUUGAUCAUCCUUCAGGUGGCCUGGUUCAUCCUGCAGCUCAUCUCCCGCGCCAUUUAUCACCUCGAAACCACCCAGCUGGAAACGGUGACGCUCGCUUUUGCGGUUCUCAAUUUCCUGACCUAUGCUGUGUGGUGGAAUAAGCCUCUCGAUGUACAGUGUCCACAUCCAGUGUACUGGAAGUCGACUGAGUCAAAGCCAUGGGGUCGCGUUGCUGUUCUUAUCUCUGGAGGGGAUGAACACAACGUGCUUACCGCGAUCUGGUUUGCAGUCAUGGACUCAAUUUCCGAACUGAUGACGGGUGAUGAGAUUCCUACGCAUAAGCUCCGAGUUUCUACAUUUGAUGGCAGCAUCAAAUCGGACAACUGGAUUCAUAGGUUUGCCGGAAUUCCGUUGGUGACUACCUUUGGCGGUAUCCAUUGUAUGGCUUGGUUUUCUGCAUUCCCUACAUAUCAAGAACAGGUCCUGUGGCGCACGAGUGCCGUCGCUAUAACUUGCAUACCCUGCCUUGAAUGUCUUUUGAUCUCCGUUGGAGAAAUGAUUGCAAUUGAUGAUUUUGAUGGGGGCGUCAUGGAUCUUAUAGGUUUCCUUGUUAUAUUUCUACUUGCCAUGUUGUACAUUGCAGGUCGUGCUAUCCUCUUGGUACUUACGGUCACCACGUUACGCAAUCUUCCUCCUGAUGCAUACAUGGCGGUCUCGUGGAUUAGUUAG